GUAGAUCUGACUGAUAAGAUGAAGGCUUUGCUUUGAUUGUUUCGUUAAAUUAUCCUUCCGUUAUUGCUGUCACAACUCACUGUUGAUGUGCCUGAGUGAUUAUCUGUUAUGAUGCACAUACAGUGAAAACGUAUCUGGCUGAGCUUAUUUGCACAUUCCAUCGUGCAGUUUGGUGUCAAACUGACAGUUGAAAAGUAUUGUGCGAACGACGAGUCUCAGAAGAAAAUACAAACUGUUGGAAAUUUAUCUAUUCACCCGUUCGUCAUAUAUUAUUUUGCCGCCGAGAUGUUCGAUAGUCUGAUUGACAACCUCAACGCUGACAAAUGGUUAGAGACGGACAUGGCUGCGAAAAACGACGAAUGGAAGGAAUACCAUGUAAUGCGUCAUCACCGUUUUGUGGACAACACGACACUCGUUGUCAUGGUAGCGCCGGAAGAUGGGGAGGCUAGAAAUGUCGAGGUCAAGGACUGUCAGGCAAACAAAGAUCCCUUAAAAGAGAUUGGCUCGAUCGAACUAUUGCUCAACGCGGAGGAAACUGAGGUCAUCGGCAUUGACCUGAACGGGGAUGUUGUUAUCCGAAAGUAGAUACAACGAUAAUUACUUGUUCACGUUCUUUAAGACUGGAUGUGAUGUAUGUCACCAUCUUGUGAGACAGACCGAGUGUCAGUGUGAACAUUUGUGAAGAAUGCAGAAUGUUUUUAUUGAUCGCACAUUACUAUUAUACUCACACCAUCACCUUUCAAAGUCAUUCCCAUGAUUACGUUUUUGCCGAUCAGACAUAUCUACGUGUCUGAUGUCAGCCCUUGGAAACAGCUUCAGCAGAUCAUUGAUCAUUGAUAUGUGUUUCAAAAUUAUUUUAUAUGUAUAUAAGUGUGUAUUUGACUUUUUAAGGUACUCGAUGUACAAUUGAGCAUAUCUUUCAAUUUUGACGCCUUGCGAACCCAUGUAACUUUGGUAUGAUUUGUAUUUGGAUUUGGUUACUUAGUACUACUAUGUAAAUAAAUGACCGACAGUACAUUAUACAUACACUUAACGCAUUUGUUUUUGUUCUUUAUUUCAGCUAGAGUGAAACGUGAACUGACAGUUUUUUAAUCUUUCAAAACCGUGUUUCUAAUAUUUGUAUCAUAAUGAUAUUUACAUUCAAUUGGGGUGACCGGGAAUCAGCAGUUCAAAUUAUUGUGUAUAUGAUGCGUUAAUAUUUACUCUGAAACGUAAUUUGUGUGUCAAUGUACAUCGAAAUAGCUGUUUGCAUACCGGAAAGCGUUUGUCCAAU
This is a messenger RNA of Mya arenaria, 1273 nucleotides long. RefSeq lists its product as uncharacterized. The record is from RefSeq and is a predicted model, not a curated record. Bases 286 to 585 code for a protein of 99 amino acids. NCBI's taxonomy places the organism in Eukaryota, Metazoa, Mollusca, Bivalvia, Myida, Myidae. The transcript has 4 exons.